Molecule: messenger RNA, 493 nt
Organism: Triticum dicoccoides
Lineage: Eukaryota; Viridiplantae; Streptophyta; Magnoliopsida; Poales; Poaceae
Exons: 3
Coding region: 36-341 (101 amino acids)
Source: RefSeq, a predicted model, not a curated record
CGUGUGUGCCCGCAAGGUCGUGGGUUGCGAGGUCUAUGAGCUGGUUGAGCCACCGCGCGAAGACAUCACUUCCCGCUUCGUUCACGCUUGGCCGCUGCCACCGGCUCUCUGCUCAGCUGCAAGACAGAGACACGCCACCAUGCGAUGAUUCUUCUUCCACUCGCAGGCCCCCCACUCCAGUAACUCUUUUUCUGCUCCAGCAUAGCAUAGCUGGUGAUUUGUUUCUUGGAAUUUGGAAGAGGAAGACGAUGAAGCGUGGUGGUUAUCUAUCAAUAUGCCUUGUGUUCUGGUUGUACUUCAUAGCUAGUUUCAUUGUAUUUUGUACUGGUCUGGUUGUAUGAACAGUAUGUAAAGAUUGUAAUAGGCUACACUUAUUGGUCUGGUUGUAUUUUGUACUGGUCUGGUUGUACUGGUAUGGUCAUUUCAAGUAUAUAGUUUUGUUUCAUUUGAAAUAUUUGUCAUGAAAUAGUUCUGUUUCUUUGUACUGUGAAAA